Molecule: messenger RNA, 2511 nt
Organism: Penicillium brevicompactum
Lineage: Eukaryota; Fungi; Ascomycota; Eurotiomycetes; Eurotiales; Aspergillaceae
Gene: aguA
Product: alpha-glucuronidase
Exons: 1
Coding region: 1-2511 (836 amino acids)
Biological process (GO): xylan catabolic process
Cellular component (GO): extracellular region
Molecular function (GO): alpha-glucuronidase activity
Source: RefSeq, a predicted model, not a curated record
AUGUGGUUAUUUGGAGUCUUUGUCUUAUUAGGCGUUGCAGCUGCUGAAGAUGGCCUCAAAGGCUGGCUAAGGUAUGCCCCACUGCCAUGUUCAGAGCAAUGCCGAUCCAGUCUUCCCUCGAUUAUUGUUUCUCUCAAUUCGACCAAUGCAAGCCCGGUGUUUGUUGCGGGGACUGAGCUGCAAAAUGGCAUCCAAGGUAUUUACGAGAGGGAUGUCCCGAUCAGCCAUGUGAAAUGCAACGCUGCCUCUUCCAUCGUGGUCGGCACCGUUGAUCAGUAUCGCCGUGCCUGUGGUACUAAGAGCAGCCUACCCGAGCUCGAGGAAGAUGGUUUCUGGCUGAGCACCAAGGGAAAGAACGUGCAGAUUCUCGGACAGAAUGAACGAGGUGCUCUAUAUGGCGCAUUCGAGUACUUGUCGAUGCUUGCUCAGGGCAAUUUCUCCGAGGUUGCGUAUGCGUCCAAUCCUUCGGCACCGAUUCGAUGGGUCAAUCAGUGGGACAACAUGGAUGGCAGCAUCGAGAGAGGCUACGGUGGUCCCUCCAUAUUCUUCAAGAACGGCCAAAUCGUUCAAAACCUCACUCGCGUGGCUGAAUAUGCCCGUCUUCUAGCAUCUGUCAAGAUCAACGCCGUGGUUAUCAACAAUGUCAAUGCGAAUGCGACCAUUCUAAGCCCUACCAACCUGGAUGGGGUUGCUCGAGUUGCUGAUGUGUUCCGGCCUUAUGGCAUUCAAGUUGGUCUGUCACUCAACUUUGCAUCUCCUCAGACCUUCGGAGGACUAAGCACCUUCGAUCCACUCGAUGAAUCUGUCAUUCAAUGGUGGUCAAAUAUCACGGCUCAGGUCUACAAGCACGUUCCCGACAUGGCUGGCUAUCUUGUCAAAGCUGAUUCCGAAGGGCAACCCGGCCCCCAAGUAUACAAUCGAACCCUGUCUGAUGCAGCCAAUCUUUUCGCCAAAGAAGUUCAGCCAUAUGGAGGGAUUGUGAUGUACCGUGCAUUUGUGUAUGACCACCAUCUCAACGAAACCAACUGGAGAGAUGACCGUGCAAAUGCUGCUGUCGAAUUUUUCAAGCAUCUCGACGGCGAAUUCGAAGACAACGUGGUGAUUCAAAUCAAAUACGGUCCUAUCGAUUUCCAGGUCCGCGAGCCGGUCUCACCCUUGUUCGCGAAUCUCUACAACACUAGCAUGGCCAUCGAACUUCAGGUCACACAAGAAUAUCUUGGCCAGCAAUCUCAUUUGGUCUACGUCGCCCCCCUGUGGAAAGAGAUUCUGGAUUUCGAUCUCCGGGUUGACCAUAAGCCAUCUCUUGUCAGUGACAUUGUGGCUGGCAAGCGCUUCAAGCGGAAGUUAGGUGGAUCGGCAGCCGUGGUUAACGUCGGUACGAACACAACUUGGCUCGGCAGCCACAUGUCAAUGUCAAACCUGUAUGCGUACGGUCGCCUGGCUUGGACUCCUGCAGAUGAGCCACAAGACAUAUUGCAAGACUGGAUUCGAUUGACUUUUGGACUCGAUCGGAAGGUACUUGAUACACUGACUCGCAUAUCCAUGGAUUCUUGGCCCGCGUACGAGCAAUACAGUGGCAACCUAGGCAUCCAGACACUGACUGAUAUCAUCUACACUCAUUACGGCCCUAGCCCGGCAUCCCAGGACAACAAUGGGUGGGGCCAAUGGACCCGGGCGGAUCACACCACGAUCGGGAUGGACCGAACUGUCUCGAACGGAACUAGGUACUCUGGUCAAUAUCCAGAUGAACUCGCUGCUAUGUAUGAGAAUAUCGAGAGCACACCCGAGGAACUUCUUCUAUGGUUCCACCAUGUCAACUAUACUCAUCGUCUCACCUCUGGAAAAACAGUGAUUCAACAUUUCUACGACUCCCACUACACUGGCGCGGAAACCGCGCAAGGGUUCCUCGAAAAAUGGGAAUCGCUGGAAGGAAAGAUCGAUACUGAGCGAUAUAACCACGUCCGACGUUUCCUCGACUACCAAGCUGGUCAUUCAAUUGUCUGGAGAGAUGCCAUCAAUAACUUCUACUUCAACAUGUCCGGAAUUCCCGACGAUGCCAAACGUGUCGGUCAUCACCCAUGGCGCAUCGAAGCCGAAAGCAUGAAGCUGGACGGCUAUAAGACGUACGAUGUAAACCCCUUUGAAACAGCCUCUGGUGCCGUUGCGAUCGUCACAACGUCAAACAACACUGCCGGCACUGCUUCCACAAAGAUCGAAUUCCCUUCGGGGACCUACGAUCUCGCAGUGAAUUAUUAUGAUCUGUACGGUGGAAAAUCUCAGUGGAAGGUAUAUCUCAACGAUCGCAAAAUCGGCCAGUGGACAGGUAACAGUGAGGAAACCCUCAGCCACACGCCUUCAAUCUAUCUGGAUGGACAUUCUGCUACUCGUGUCAAAUUCCGUGGCGUGAAAGUCAAACACGGCGAUAGUUUGAAGAUUGUAGGUAUGCCUGACGGCACUGAACCAGCUCCGCUGGACUACGUGGCUUUUUUGCCAGAAGGAAUCUUGGACUAG